This is a messenger RNA of Musca vetustissima, 815 nucleotides long. Its product is annotated as metaxin-2. NCBI's taxonomy places the organism in Eukaryota, Metazoa, Arthropoda, Insecta, Diptera, Muscidae. The transcript has a single exon. Bases 9 to 815 code for a protein of 268 amino acids. Gene Ontology annotation, cellular component: SAM complex. The record is from RefSeq and is a predicted model, not a curated record. Gene Ontology annotation, biological process: mitochondrion organization.
AAUAAUAAAUGCAGAAAUCACAAGUACUUAUCGAAUAUAAUACCAAGGAGAAAAUGAGCGAACCAUGGCCAGAAAAUCCCCUGCCAACGCUGUAUCAACCCUACGAGGCCGAACAGAUUUUGUUGUAUGAAAAUUCCAGCUGUUUAGCUGUAAAGGCCUACCUUAAGAUGUGCAACCUUCCCUUCGAAGUGAGAUCGUGUGCCAAUGCGGAAUUUAUGUCUCCGGGUGGUCGUAUGACCAAAUUGCCGGUCCUACAAGUUGGGCAAUUUGUAUUUGCCGAAUUCGAACCGAUUGUUAACUUUGUUGAACAUCAAAGCACAGCCAUUGGCCAGUGGCUGGAUGAAGAUGAAAAAUCGGAAAUGCGUACUUAUGUCUCGUUGACGGAAAACAUAUUCACUAUGGCUGAAAUUUAUAUUAGUUUUAUGGUUGAUCGCGUGUAUACAGAAGUGACGGCGCCACGCAAUGGUUGUGUUUUCCCCUGGCCAUUGAACAAAAUCCAGAAUGCCUCAAAGAAACGUCAAGCCAAGAAGCUGUUGCAAGUUUAUCAAUGGGAUAAUAUGGAAAUCGAAGAUGUCAUGGAAAAGGUGGAGAAAUGUUGUGAGACACUUGAUCUGAAACUAAAGGAGCGAGAUGGUCCAUUCUUCUAUGGCGAACAACCGUGUGAAUUGGAUGCCAUUGUUUUUGGUCAUUUAUUUUCGGUACUUACAAUCAAUCUACCCAAUAUGGCAUUAGCACAAAGUGUACAAAAAUUCAAGUCACUGGUACAAUUUUGUCGUUUCAUCGAUGAUAAAUAUUUCCAAGCAAAAGCUGUUUAA